Molecule: messenger RNA, 3172 nt
Organism: Centruroides sculpturatus (bark scorpion)
Lineage: Eukaryota; Metazoa; Arthropoda; Arachnida; Scorpiones; Buthidae
Product: N-acetylated-alpha-linked acidic dipeptidase 2-like
Exons: 20
Coding region: 361-2658 (765 amino acids)
Molecular function (GO): carboxypeptidase activity
Source: RefSeq, a predicted model, not a curated record
AUUUCUUGGCACAUAAACCAGGUUUUGCAAAUUGAUAAGUUAAGAAUCUUGCCAGAAUAAAAUUUAAUAAAACUAUAAACACCUUUUAAAAUAAUAGAAGUUUAAAACUAAAUAAAAAAUUUUUUUAUUAGCCUGUUAACUAGAAGGUCAAUUUCUUGGCACAAAGAACAGAUUUGAAGCAUUCGAAAGUUAUCAUUCACAAGUUUCCAGAAUUUAAAUCUUGCCAGAAAAUCUUGCCAGUUAAAAAGAAAAAGAAAAUAAAAUAAAACUAUAAGAAUCCAUUUUGGUGACGAUGCUGUGUAAUCUCUUCAUUAACGAUAUUCUGUAUCAACUAGAAAGACCAGAUAACACACGUGGUGUAUGCUGUUGACAUUAUCAUCAGCCACGAUCAUAUUAAUGAAUGCAUUCGAAGAAAUGGUUGCUACAUCACGUGCUUUGGGUGCCUGUGUGAUAACUGGUAUAGUUACACUAAUCUUGGGACUUUUAAUUGGACACUACGCCAUCAAACCCUCACCACCUAGGCUAAAGAAACCACCACGAAAACCUUAUGAUGAGCCUGUUGUAGGAUUAUAUUAUCCUUCAGUCGAGGAUGACGUUAUCAAAACUUUUUUGAAUGAUGUGGAUGAAGUUAGGAUAGAAAGUAACCUCAGAGAAUUAUCGAAAAAAGCCCACAUUGCCGCAACGCCCAGGGACGAAGAAUUAGCAGAAUUGAUUCGAAGAAGAUGGAAAGACGAAGGAUUCGAUUAUGUGGAGAAGAAAUAUUACGAUAUUCUUUUAUCAUAUCCCACAAAGGAACACAAUAGAGUCUGUAUUGUAAAUAAGUAUAAUCAGUGCCAAUAUGAAGCAGCUAACAGAGAAGUAGUAGUCGACGAGCAAGACACCUACGCUUACGCUUUUAAUGGUUUCUCUCCACCUGGUGAUGUUACGGCAGAACCCGUUUACGUCAAUUACGGAAGAGUUGAAGAUUUCGAUGAAUUGGAGAAUUUAGGAGUGAAUGUUUCUGGAAAAAUCUGUAUUGCGCGAUAUGGGAAGAUUUUUAGAGGAAAUAAGGUUGAAAAUGCAGAAGAUAGAGGUGCAGUUGGAGUAGUUAUGUUCCUUGAUCCUUCCGAAGUAGCUCUAAAUGGUACGGAUGCAAAAUACGUGUAUCCAAAUUCUUGGUGGAUGCCCGGUGAUGCUAUGCAAAGAGGAUCCGUCUACGUUGGAAGCGGAGAUCCUUUAACUCCUGGUUAUCCUUCCACAGAUUCCGUUUAUCGAUACGACAUAAACGAAACGGUUUUGCCAAAAAUUCCCGCCCAGCCAAUUGGUUAUAACGAUGCCAGACAUAUUAUGAGUUUAAUGGCAGGACCUAUGGCUCCCGCUAACUGGACGGGAGGACUUAACAUCACGUAUCAUUUGGGACCAGGAUUCAACAGUGAAAAUGCCGAAAAAAUGCUCAGGAUCGAGGUGAACAACGAAUUUAAAAGAAUGAAGAGCAGCAACGUGAUAGGAUUAAUAGAAGGCAGCGAAGAACCAGAUCGUUACGUAUUGAUAGGAAAUCAUCGCGACGCUUGGGGGUACGGAGCCGUCGACCCUUCUUCGGGAACGGCGCAGCUUCUGGAGGUUGCCAGAUUGUUUGGCACGCUUCAUCGGAACGGAUGGAAACCCAGAAGAUCCAUCGUAUUUUGUAGCUGGGGUGCGGAGGAAUACGGUCUCAUCGGUUCGACGGAAUGGGUCGAGGAACAUCUACAUGCCUUAAUGGAACAAGCCGUCGGGUACAUAAACACCGACAUUUGUGUUUCAGGUGACGUGUUCUCUCCGGCCGCUUCGCCCGUGCUGGCCGAAAUAUUGAGAAAUGCUACCAAAUUGAUAUCAGAUCCUUCGAAUCCCGAGAAGACCAUGUACGAAGUCUGGAAAGAUCAUGUUAAUAAAACAGACACCAGCUAUAAUCCACCAGUGAAAACUUUAGGUUCCGGAACUGACCACGCUCCAUUUUCAUUUUUUGCUGGCGUACCCGCCAUUGACAUCACUUGGUCGCCUGACAGGAAAAAAUAUCCAAUUUCGGGUUAUCCACCCUAUCACACCGCUUACGAGACGUUCGAAAUGGUGAAAAAUUUCAUCGAUCCACAGUUCUCGAGGCACAAGAAAUGUGCCCAAUUAGGUGGCAUUCUGACUCACAUGAUUGCAGAUUCCACCAUAAUUCCUUAUGAUUUAGAAGAAAUGGCCAAAAAAUUAAAAAGCAUCAUUGAAAAUUUUGAAGUGAGCGGAAUUAGUGAUAAGCUCAAUAAAAUUGGAAUCUCGCUAGAUUUAUUAAAGACGGCACUUGACGAGUUUCAACAGCAGACGGAGAUCUGGCAUAUGAAACUAAGUCAGAUAGAACUGGAGGAUGCAAUUAAAGUGCGUGCAGCCAACGACAGGAUGAUGCAAAUGGAAAGGGUGUUUAUUAAACCAGACGGAAUUCCGCUGAGAUCGGAUUAUAGGAACGUAGCGUUUGCACCCAGUCAGUUUGAUCAAUAUUCCAGCAAUGGAUUUCCUGCCGUGAUGGAUCUCCUGUACGGCUAUGACAAACUGCCGACGGAAGAAAUGGAAGAACGUAAGAAACUAAUAGAACGCCACAUUUCUGACCUGACCGUUAUUGUAAAUAUGGCAUCUUCGUUUCUUAAAACGCAUCCAUUACUUUAGGAAUUUCCAGCUCUGUAAAGAUUUUAUCGUCGUCGUCGUCGUCAUUUGAUAUUUAAAAAUCAAGAAAAUCUUAAUUCACAAAAAAGCCACAUAAGUUGACUUUUUUUAUUUUUCAAAAAUAAUUUUUAAACAAUUUAACAGUAGUUUUAUUACAACAAAAUAGAAAACAAAUUCAAUUACGCUUCACAUGGCCGCCGCUACGGUUUUAUUAUUCAAGAUUUCUAUCCAAUAGCCAUCGGGAUCUUGAAUGAAUGCUAUGUGCUUCAUUUUACCUGAAAGACAUGAGAAAAUAAUGGUAAAUGUCAUGCUUUUUUUACAAGUCAUAAUUUGAUCAUGAUUGUUGAACUUCUUCAAUUUUCUUACAAAGUUUGAUAGCAAAUAUAUAUUUCACACACAAUAUUGGAUCUGUAUCACUUAUGAAAAAUUAGAAGUCUGGUCCCGAACAGUCCAAUAUGGCAAGUGAUAUGUACUGAUGUUAAUUAUGUAAUAGUAGUAAAUUUUUAUGUGAAAAAAU